AUGUAUAUUUCAUCUAAAAUCGAUACAACUGGUUUAAAUAAUAAUCCCAUUAAUGAUAGUCCAUUUCGAAUUGGUUCGAGUAAUGUCGAUUGGUGUGAACCUAACUAUGCCGUUACAGAAUAUAUCAGUGAAUUUUGGAAUACAGUAUCCAAUAUAUUCUUCUUUUUGGUUCCACCAAUAAUGAUUAUACUUUUUUCAUCGUAUUCAAAACGAGUUACAAAUGGAAUUACAAUUCUUUGGUUAUUAUUAAUUAUUAUCGGUAUCGGUUCUGUUUAUUUUCAUGCAACACUUAGUUUGGCUGGACAAUUAGUUGAUGAAAUAUCUAUUCUCUGGGUAGUUAUGGCAGGUUAUACAAUAUUCUUACCUGCUAUUUAUUUUCCUCAAUCACUACGUGCUCAACGACAUCGAUUUAUCUAUAGUUGUAUUGUACUGACCAUCAUUGUUACUUGUCUUUCCAUUAUUUAUCCAUACGCUAAUGCAUUUGCUCUAAUGAUUCUUGGUUUACCUUCAACUGCUUUUCUAGCUAUACAUCUUUCUAGAUGUGACAAUCGUCGUAUUAAGAAUCUUGGUAUUCAUUGUUUAGGUAUGUGGGGUGUUGCUGUUACAAUAUGGAUAUGUGAUCGAAUGUUUUGCUCAUUUUGGUUAUCUAUAUCAUUUCCUUAUCUUCAUGCAUUUUGGCACGUAUUAAUUAUAUUUAGUAGUAACGAAGCUAUUGUCGUAUGUGCAUAUCUAGUUGUAAAAUAUCAAUAUCCUCAAGCGAAUCUCAUUUUACAUGCCUGGCCAAAUGAACAAUGGGGUUGCUUUAGUUUACCAUAUUUGAAAUUUCAUGAUGAUGGCAGUUAUUUAUCAUCAACAUCGAAUAAUUUCGCAACGAAAUCUAUUGUUUAA
Adineta steineri is the source of this 888-nucleotide messenger RNA. The record is from the annotation of a GenBank genome assembly. Lineage: Eukaryota; Metazoa; Rotifera; Eurotatoria; Adinetida; Adinetidae.